Molecule: messenger RNA, 1938 nt
Organism: Lutzomyia longipalpis
Lineage: Eukaryota; Metazoa; Arthropoda; Insecta; Diptera; Psychodidae
Product: phosphatidate cytidylyltransferase, mitochondrial-like
Exons: 5
Coding region: 148-1872 (574 amino acids)
Biological process (GO): CDP-diacylglycerol biosynthetic process; cardiolipin biosynthetic process
Cellular component (GO): mitochondrion
Molecular function (GO): phosphatidate cytidylyltransferase activity
Source: RefSeq, a predicted model, not a curated record
ACCGCUUCAGUUUGUUUUGGUUGGAACACUCGAGCGGUCUUGCGUUUUUCUCCUACAAAAAAUAACUCGAAAACGUGCAAAAAAGCGUAAAAAUUAUUUAAAAACAAUCAACAAAGUUCAAAGGUUAAGGGUUUUGUGGUCAAAACAAUGAGUUCAAUGAGUGCAGGACUCGAUCUUUGCCGGAGGAUUCUCAAGAGAUUCCCGCGGAAUGUUUGUUUUAGCUUCGCCUACGGAUCCGGCGUUAAAUCCCAAAUUGGGUACGAAAAGAAGAACCUAAAUGAGAAUAUAAUUGACUUUGUUCUGUGCGUUCCGGAUGACAAAAUGAAAGACUGGCACAAAGAAAACAUUCAGAGGAAUCCUCAAGAUUACUCGGGAAUGCGAUUUCUCAGUCCGUCAAUGCUAGUGAAUUAUCAAACUUCCAUUCCUGCCAAUGUGUACUGCAAUACACUGAUUCCCAUUGAGGAAGAGGGCGUCAUGAUAAAAUAUGGGGUUACCCGGGAGAGUGAUUUGAUUAAAGAUGCCACAGAGUGGAAGGAUUUGUACCUAUCAGGACGUCUGCAUAAACCUGUGCAGUUUCUCCAGGAACCUGAUGAAACCCUAAGAGAGGCCUUGAGGAAGAAUUUACAGACUGCCCUGACGGUGGGACUUUUGCUCCUUCCGGAGAGAUUCACAAACUUUCAACUUUUCCACACAAUUGCAUCCUUGAGCUAUUCUGGGGAUUUUAGAAUGAUAUUCGGUGAGAAUCCCAAUAAAGUCAGCAAUAUUGUGAAGCCACAAAUAGAAUCCUUCUUCAAACUCUACCAACCUCUUAUUAUUCACCAUCAGAAGCACCUCCAAUGCCCAGAAAGUCUCAAUGGAGAAUACAUUCAAGAUAAAUCCUCGAAAAUUGUGGAAAAUCAACUCAAUUCGAUACCUUUUAUCUAUCCAAGAGAAUUAAUUGGACGUUCAGGGAAUACUAAAAAUUACAAAGAGGAAUUGAGAGAAAUCCUCAGGAGGAGAGUAUUCAAAUCUAGCGCUCUGCAAUCAAUAAAGAAUAUUCCAACGGCAGGACUCGUCAAAUCCCUAAAGUACAGCUACAAGAAAACACUCAAAAUGGAUGAUGAUGAGAUGGCUUUUGGUCCUGCUUUACCUCCACACUUACUAAAGUCUUCCUCGGCACAAUCAUCGAGUCCUGUUGAAGAGAAGAAAGUCAUCGGGCCGUGUCUUCCGCCGAACUUUCAGCCACAAGAAAUAACAGAAGUGGAAGAAACUGUAGAAGAUGAAGAGGAUGAAGAUGAUUUAGCUAUUGGACCACUUCUUCCGGGGCAGGAACCACAAUCCAGAGCACAGCUAGAGCUAGAAGAACGUGCUCUCGAAAUAAAGCUCAAUGGAUUGGAAGGAAGUGAAAGAUCAACGAAUGAUGCUACAAAUAGAGAAGAAUGGAUGAUUGAACUUCCUGAGGUGCGAAAGGUUGCAGACUUGGGACUAGGACCGAGGCAAUUUAGACAAAAAGAGGGACCAGACUUUUCAGAUAGAUCCUCUUGGACAGACACACCUCAGAGCAAAUUGGAGAAGGAAAAGACAAAGAGCAAAGAAGACACCUCUAGAAAAUCCUACGAGGAAAAACUGAUAAAAGAACGUGAUAGAGCGAUGGAGAAGCUGAAGAAGAAAUACGACAAGGAGCAUAAGAGAGAGAAAUCUCUCCUGGAGCUGCAUCAGGAUAAGCUGAAGAAGAAGAAAAAGAAGAGCAAAGAGAAGGAGGAGAGACGUCCUUUCAGCAGAGAAGUGGAUCUUGCUGUAAAUAAAUUCGACGAGACACGAAAGCAAGCGGCUACCAAGAAAUCCAAACAGCUAGACACAAAAUUCUCAGCUGGUUCGAGUAAAUUCCUCUAAUUUAUUUAAUUCUAAUUACAUGUUAUUGUAUUUAGAGACGGUACAAAAUAAAAAAAAUGAUCAGAU